Molecule: messenger RNA, 741 nt
Organism: Nipponia nippon (crested ibis)
Lineage: Eukaryota; Metazoa; Chordata; Aves; Pelecaniformes; Threskiornithidae
Source: RefSeq, a predicted model, not a curated record
AUGCCCCAGGGGCUGGGGGGGCAGCCCCGGCUGGAGAUGCCCCAGGGGCUGGGGGGGCAGGCUCGGGGCACAGCCGGGGCAGAGUUACCGCAGGCGGUUUCUCUCUCUGCACUGGAGCAGGAAGAGCUGCGGCCUCGGCUGUGCCACAUGAAGAAGGGUCCCAAUGGCUACGGCUUCAACCUGCACAGCGACAAGACCCGCCCGGGGCAGUACGUGCGAGCUGUCGACCCCGACUCGCCGGCCGAGGCGGCGGGGCUGGCACCCCAGGACCGCAUCAUCGAGGUGAACGGGGUGUGCAUGGAGGGCAAGCAGCACGCCGACGUGGUGGCAGCCAUCAAGGCGGGCGGCGACGAGACCAGGCUGCUGGUGGUGGACGUCCUCACGGAUGAGUUCUUCAAGAAGUGCAAGGUGGUGCCCUCUGAGGAGCACCUGGCAGGUCCCUUGCCAGAACCAGUUGCCAAUGGUGAUAUAGGGAAGGAAAACGGCGGAGAGCCGCGGUCCAACUCGGUGUCCGAGAGCCCGUCCAGCCCCGGGCCGCUGGCCGUGUCCCCCGACGCCGGCGAGACCCACGGCGAGCCCGACACACAGGGGGGUGACAAACGCCAUUCGGCAUCCGGCUCCCUCCUGGACCUCGACAUCCCGCUGGCGGUGGCCAAGGAGCGGGCGCACCAGAAGCGCACCAGUAAGCGGGCACCCCAGAUGGACUGGAGCAAGAAAAACGAACUGUUCAGCAACCUGUGA